AUGAUUUUACUCUUGAGCACACUUAACCUUCACCCUAACUGCUACAGUAAUGAGGACAAUCAGUCAGUGUGCUCACUUCCCGAGAUCCCCGCGGAGAGUCAUAACUUUUUAUCACCCAGUCAUGAGAAGUUAACUUACAAUAAAACUGUGGAUGAUGCUGUGAGCAUUAAGCCCAAGAAUCUGACUGAGACUGAAGAGUGGAUCAUUUCACCCAGUCAGCCAAAAACAGAGUUUGUUUGCCUGCAGGAUUCUAAAGCGUCAAGAACCAGCAGCUUUCUAGAGCUGAAAUCCUUAAGGCGGGCGCUGUCUCCCUCACGAGUGGAGGAAUGCCAGGAAGACUUCUUCCAUAAUCCUGAAGAUGCCAUAGACCAGCCAGAAAUCCUCACUUCCUGCGCCAUCACAAAUACCAUGCACAACCUCCUGGCUCAUCUCCAACAUGCUGACGUCUUAGUAGAUGAUCGAGAACCCUACCAGGCCUGUUCCUUAAGUGCCCUUAAAAGCUCCAUCGUGGAUAUGGGCCUCAUCCAUCUCUCCCAACGAUCCCGGCAGCUCCAGAAUCCUGCUGGUUCCCAGUCCAGCCCCGUCCACACCCAGCAGCUCAGUCUUUCUCAGCAGUCCAGACACCGGUCCUCCAGCGAGUCCAGGAUCACUAGCACAAAAGAAGCAGUGUGUUUCCGGACCACCUCAGACCGGGUGGGUCACUGUAAGCUGGGCAGCUGGUGGAAACAGGCGCUGGAAACUCGACGGGCUUCAACCGGACUGCUUCCUGCUUUAGAGCAGGUUUCUCCUACACGAGAAAAACGGACAUUUCCUGUUGCACGAUGUCCCCAACCUCAUUGGCUUGGAAGCUUCUUAGAUCUUCCAUCCAAUCCAAGAGUGGAAAAACGAGAGGGCAAACAGGAAGAGAAAGAUGAAGUAACAGGCUGGAGAGGAUCUCUUAAAGUGACCAUUAAUCAGAUUGAUCAUAGACCAACUUCACAUCAAGGCCAUCGACGAAAAAUGAGGAAACAAAUCAAACGAGCUUAAAAAAUAAAUAAAUAAAAAAUAGCAAAUGCUGUUUGCAUAUAUAGGGAACUAAGUGACUGUUGCAAUCAUAAGUUUAACAUAUUAUACAUUAAUUAAAGGGUGUUAUUACAAUUGUCAUAUGUAAAUGUUUAGUUGAUCAAAAUAUCACAAUAAAGUCAUGUACAAAACUUAAACUGAUGGGGAAAAAAUG
Messenger RNA from Cyprinus carpio (common carp), 1216 nucleotides. RefSeq lists its product as uncharacterized. The transcript has 6 exons. The record is from RefSeq and is a predicted model, not a curated record. NCBI's taxonomy places the organism in Eukaryota, Metazoa, Chordata, Actinopteri, Cypriniformes, Cyprinidae. The coding region runs from base 1 to 1026 and encodes 341 amino acids.